Messenger RNA from Auanema sp. JU1783, 1287 nucleotides. Lineage: Eukaryota; Metazoa; Nematoda; Chromadorea; Rhabditida; Rhabditidae. The record is from the annotation of a GenBank genome assembly.
AUGUCUCGAUUCCUUAUUACCGGAGGAUCAGGAUUGAUAGGUUCUGCCAUCACAAACCUAUUACUCCAAGAUGAAACUACUACGGUUGUAAUUCUUGACAAGAAUUCUCCUGCUUCGCCUCAUCCUUCAGAGCGCCUUCAUUUUGUUACCGGUGACUUCACUAAUUCCGAACUAUUAUCAGAUAUUUUGAAACAAUUUGAUAUUAAUCGAAUCAUUGAUUGUGUUAGUCAAUCCAGGAAAUCAGUUGGAGUUUCACCACGACUUGGAGCUCAGAUAGCUUUACAGGGUUUAACCAACUUGUUGGAUGUUGUGAGAGAAAAUGGAAGAAUUGAAUCAAUCGUAUUGUUAAGUAAUCAAGCUGUUUACGGACGUGAAAAACAGGUCGAAACAGCCCCUUUGGCACCCAUAACUUUCUUUGGAGCAGCUCUGAUGGGAGCAGAAGCAAUGCUCCAUUCUUAUGUUAUUAGUUACAAGUUGCCAGCAGCUAUUGCUCGUCUCUCAGAAGGCAUUAUCGAGUAUUUGCCACGGGAUAUUGAGAACUUGAGUAACCCUGUCAAUUUGAUAACUGCUCGGAAUGCUGCUGCGGCUAUAAUCAAGAUAUCAUCAGUCGCUCAAAAUGGUCGAAUCUAUAAUGUUGGAGGUCCUAAUGAUUACGAUUUGAGCGCUCUUAAGAAGGCUCUUUCAUCCGCGCAGUUGUCUGUCUUGAAAGAAAGUGAGACAAACAGCUUGUUCUCCACAGAACGUUUGCGAAAUGAACUAGACUUCAUCAUUCAAAAUGACUUUGACAAUGAAUUCGAAUCACUGGUCAUUGAUACUGAAAACAACAAUUUAAAAAACACUGCCCUACUCUUCUCUGAAAAAGCCACAAACUUGCCUUCUGUUGUUAGUAAUUUCGUGACAGAGAAAAAAAUAUCGAAAGCAGAAUCGUCACCAGGAUAUGAUGAUGAUGACACAGUGAAGAAAGAAAUUAUUCACAAGAAGCCAACAAUUGUGUUAUGGGUGGCGAACCCUAAAGAAAACAUUGAAGCCUUUGAAGGAGGACCUGAUGCGUUAAAGAAAAAUAUGAACGAACACCUACUGGGUCCUUGGCUUGUCUCAUCCUACUGUCAUACAAUGGGAAUAAAGUUUGUUUUUGUUAGCCUUCAGGAUGAUGUGAGUGAAAAUACCUCCUUCCAAGCCGUUAAAACGUUUGUGAAACCGUUGUUAAGCCACUUCCCAAACACAAUCUACUUGAAUUCUUCAACAUCAACUUUUGAAAAAGACGUAUCCGAACAUAUCAAACUAUGA